AUGCAAGUUCCACUCAUCCGCUUGCAAUGCGGAGUCAAUAGCUACGAAUGGGGCAAGGUUGGACACGAAUCGGCAGCGGCCAAAUUCGCGGCAGCCACCCCUUCGAACAAGCUCUCCAUUGAGCAAGAGAAGCCAUAUGCGGAGCUGUGGAUGGGAACGCACCCAUCUCUGCCUUCCAAAGAUGUAGAGACGCAGAGGAGCCUUCUUGACAUGGUUCAAGACAACCAAGCACUUAUGUCAACGGAGAUUAGCAAGAAAUAUGGCGAGAAGCUACCGUUUCUGUUUAAAGUUCUUUCUAUCCGCAAAGCAUUGAGUAUCCAAGCACAUCCAAACAAGAAGUUGGCGGAGCAGCUUCAUGAAAAGGACCCGAAGAACUACCCAGAUGACAACCACAAACCCGAGAUGACCAUAGCCGUCACACCCUUUGACGGAAUGUGCGGCUUCCGCCCCUUAAAAGAGAUUUCACAUUUCCUCUCCACAGUCUCAUCAUUACGCAGCCUUAUCGGCGAAUCUGCAGCUAAAGACUUUGAGAACGCUGUGAGCGGACACGAGACAUCUGACAGCGAGAAAGAUGUAGAGAAGAACAAGAAAGCUUUACAAGCGGCUUUCUCCACUCUGAUGAAGAUCGAUAAGUCUACCAUCGCUUCUGCAGCUAAGGAGCUUGUGGCUUCCGCCGAGAAGGAAGGUGAGGAAUUCGCGGGUGGCGGGGGACCUUCGAAUGGAGGCAAAGAACUCGCAGACCUGGUCAUCCGACUGAAUGGCCAGUUUGAGGGAGAUAUCGGUCUCUUUGUGCUUUUCUUUCUCAAUUAUGUGAAGCUGGAGAUUGGCGAGGCUAUGUUCUUGAAGGCAGAUGAUAUCCAUGCGUACCUUAGCGGAGACAUCAUCGAAUGCAUGGCCUCCUCGGACAACGUCGUCCGAGCCGGUUUCACCCCCAAAUUCCAAGACAUCCCCACUUUAACAACCAUGCUUACCUACUCCUACGCUCCCAUCUCCGAGCAAAAGAUGCACCCCACCGACUACCCCUACGUCACUCUCAACAGUACCGCAUAUUCUUCCUCAUCAUCCGCCAUCCUCUACGACCCUCCAAUUGAGGAGUUCAGCGUUGUGAAGACCGAGCUGAAGAAGAAAGGCGCCAAAGCUACGUUUGAAGCGAUAGCAGGUCCAAGCAUCUUCAUCUGCACUAAUGGCGAGGGCACAAUCUCCGUUGGGCCGAAGACCGAAGAGCUGAAGACAGGGUUUGUUUACUUCGUAGGGGCCACGGCCGAGUGUGUUCUUGAGAGCCAAAGCGAGGACUUCACGACCUUCAAGGCAUUCUGCGAGCUGAGUGGUAAAGAAAGUGCAAAUGGAACUAAAUAG
Letharia columbiana is the source of this 1356-nucleotide messenger RNA. RefSeq lists its product as uncharacterized. Gene Ontology annotation, cellular component: cytosol. Lineage: Eukaryota; Fungi; Ascomycota; Lecanoromycetes; Lecanorales; Parmeliaceae. The coding region runs from base 1 to 1356 and encodes 451 amino acids. Gene Ontology annotation, biological process: carbohydrate metabolic process; GDP-mannose biosynthetic process. The transcript is spliced from 5 exons. The record is from RefSeq and is a predicted model, not a curated record. Gene Ontology annotation, molecular function: zinc ion binding; mannose-6-phosphate isomerase activity.